GCAGUGUCAGCGCGCAUACCCGGAAAAACAAGUUAACCACGUGGGUUUGACCCAAGGAGCCGCUGUGCAGGAUGGCAGGAUCAAGAUGAAUGCAGAUGAGAACAAUAUCUAGGAGCUUCAGGUCCAGGUGGGAUCAUGAGGGAUCGCGGCCAUCGGGCUGGACGAGCUGCGAGGAAGAGGAUGCAGAAACAAGAGAAUGUCGUCCAGUCGGUCUCUCUGUGUCACCAGCCGCAGUAUGUGAGGCUGAUGAAGUUUCUCCACCGACGGGGUUUCACCUCAACGCUGCUGCAGCCAGCCCUCUUCACUGACACAGGCAGAGGACUGCAAGCUCUCAAGAGCAUCAAGCCUGGCCAGCUGGUCAUUUCUCUGCCAGAGUCCUGUCUCCUCACAACCUCAACUGUUCUGGACAGCUACCUGGGACAGUAUAUCAAGAGCUGGAAGCCCCGCCUCUCUCCCCUGUUGGCGCUCUGUGUCUUCCUGGUGUGUGAGCGGCACCGAGGAGAGGCCUCUGAUUGGUUCCCCUACAUCGACGCGCUGCCCACCACUUACACCUGCCCCGCCUAUUUCACCGAUGAUGUCAUGGCUGUCCUGCCGACCAGUGUGCGGAGACGGGCUUUAGAGCAGAGGGAGGCGGUGCGAGAACUCCACUCCUUUAAUCAAGACUUUUUCAGAUCCCUGCAGCCAAUCGUGAGUCGGCCCGUGGAUGAGCUGUUGACAUAUGAAGCAUUGAGGUGGGCGUGGUGUAGUGUCAACACACGCUCUGUCUUCAUGUCCCACCCAUCCAACAGCUUUCUGUUUGGACAGGAUGUUUAUGCUUUGGCUCCCUUUCUGGACCUGCUCAACCACCGCCCUGACGUGCAGGUAAAAGCAAGUUUCAAUGACACGACGAGAUGUUAUGAAAUCAGGAGCGUUUCCGGGACACUCCGCUACCAGCAGGCCUUCAUUAACUACGGUUCUCAUGAUAGCCAGCGCCUGAUGCUAGAGUACGGAUUUGUCGCCCCCUGCAACCCCAACAGCGUGGUCUAUGUGGAUACAGAUCUCCUCGCAGACGUUUUAGGAGGUGAUAAGAGUUUGGAUCAGAAGAUCAAGUUUCUCAGAGAGAACAAUUUCCUUCAUAAUCUCACUGUGUCCAGUGAAGGUCCCAGUUGGAGUCUGAUGACGGCUCUCAGACUGUUGUCCCUGCCACAAACACUGUAUCACCACUGGAAGGCAGUGUUGCUCGGCCAGGUGGUGUGUGAAGAGAGAGAGGAGAGGAGCUUGCAGACAGCUAAGACUCUCUGUCGACGACUACUACAAGACACUCACACAGCCCUGGAUAAGAUCUCCCACCUCCUCCAGCAUUGUGACCAGUCAGUCAGGGAGCAGCUAGAUGUGGUCAAGUCACUGCGACAGGAGGAGAGGUGCAUCCUGGGAAGCUGUCUUGAGGCACUGGAAGGCACAGCGAGACAACCAGACGAACUCUUGUCAUGCCAACCUGAUAUUGACGCUGUGAGCUGACAUCCGAUUGGUUCCCUGGCCUGCCAUUCGCUACAAGAAGCAAUGUUCUUGGCUGAACUGGUGAUGCCAGACAGUCUCCCUGUUCCUGUUCUGCCUGUCGACAGGUACGGCUGACGAAAGACCACAGAAUUGCCCGACGUCAGAGGGUCACAGGUCUGAUUCCAGGGUAUGCUCAAAGAGCGUCUGCCCUGUUAUACCGGCCCUAAGCAAGACGGUGAGGCUCUCAUCACCAAGCAAUGAUCCAAGCAACGGUCAAAGAUACAGUGAACUGGACUGUAAAACUAUUAUUGUAACCUUCUGGACAGAAUAGAGCUUUGAUUCUCUGCCCGAACCCAAUUGGGCCGGGCUGUAAUUCAUGAGUUCAUGCAAAUUUCCCAGUGUUGUUUUGUUUUUUUAACAGCAGACUUCAUAGUCUGUGUAAUGUCAUGAAAUAUAUGAGCUGUGUGUGACCACCAUCUUCUAGAUAACUAUU
Messenger RNA from Sander lucioperca (pikeperch), 1969 nucleotides. RefSeq names its product SET domain containing 4 (gene setd4). Bases 136 to 1497 code for a protein of 453 amino acids. The record is from RefSeq and is a predicted model, not a curated record. The transcript has 13 exons. Lineage: Eukaryota; Metazoa; Chordata; Actinopteri; Perciformes; Percidae. Gene Ontology annotation, biological process: positive regulation of transcription by RNA polymerase II; peptidyl-lysine monomethylation; peptidyl-lysine trimethylation. Gene Ontology annotation, molecular function: transcription coactivator activity; protein binding; histone H3K36 methyltransferase activity.